Messenger RNA from Cladophialophora immunda, 2560 nucleotides. RefSeq lists its product as uncharacterized. The record is from RefSeq and is a predicted model, not a curated record. Lineage: Eukaryota; Fungi; Ascomycota; Eurotiomycetes; Chaetothyriales; Herpotrichiellaceae. Gene Ontology annotation, cellular component: nucleus. The transcript is spliced from 4 exons. Gene Ontology annotation, biological process: positive regulation of transcription by RNA polymerase II. The coding region runs from base 322 to 2442 and encodes 706 amino acids. Gene Ontology annotation, molecular function: zinc ion binding; DNA-binding transcription factor activity, RNA polymerase II-specific; transcription cis-regulatory region binding.
CCCCGAACAAGCCGCGACUCACGCCAGACUCUCCGACCAUCGGAACAAAUUGCCCUAUUCUAGACUCCGGAGGCUUUUUGCCGCAUUGGACAAGUCGCAAGCAUACCGCAGCAGAGGGGGAUCAACGGGCCACAAGACGCCCAGCGAAGCCAAGCGAGGCGGGGAAGAGGAUCAUCAAAAACAGGCAAUUCUCCUCCGGCUCUUGCAUCCCAAUAUGCUUCCCAGCUUUCUGUCUCCUUUGAACUCCCUUCGGCGAAGAUACAGCUUCGCCAAAGCCGACCCAUCGUCGCCCAUGACUCCGUCCGGGUCGAUUCUCAGGCCAUGGAGGCUUCAGGUAUUGACCACCAGCAAGAAGAGGGAGAUAACCGCCUAAAGGGCAACAAUGGGGUAGACCGCGUCACAGGCCGGAGCAAGCGCAAGGCAAGAAUCAGUCCUUGCGAUAAUUGCAGAGAGAAACACAUCAAAUGCGAUUUGAUCUCGGGUGUUUGCAGAAGAUGUCAGAGAACUGGCGAGCGGUGCAUUCGCAGCAGGACUGGCAUCAGGUUUCGACAUGGGUCUAGUGCCAGAUACGACACCAAGGGUUUCUCGACGGAUCAGACUUGGUUGAAACCAAAGAAGGCGCUGGAAUUAAAGUACAUCGACGAGACUGCCGAGUUGACGGCAAUCUAUGACCAGGAUGCAGAGUUUGAGGAUGCCGACGAGCUGGACGCUGAGGACGAAACAGAACCCGGGCCAGCUUCGUCCCUAGGUGAGGGAGAAGGAGACAAAAGUGCGGCUGGCCCUGCAGCUAGCGUCACGGAAUCAUACCACGCAGACGAUGGCACAACAGCCUUUACAAACGCGGAGCUGGCAGACACAUUGAAUGCCGGAGUUAGAGUGUGGCCGUUACAAACGACCAAACAAUCUGGCCUCGAAAGCGCCAUCGAAUCGACUAUGGGCCCUUCACCUACUUAUAUGCGCAGUCACUGGAGUUCACAAGGAUCCCUGCCGUUCUCCUCCCCUCUUCAGACCAGGCAAGAAGAGCUCGAGUCCCCAAGUUCACCGUUGUUUACUGGCCUGGUGAAAAGGCCAUCAAGGUCGUCUACCCAAGCAAUACAUACGGUGCUGGAGGUGAUCCUUCUUCGGUACUUUGUGGACCAACUUGCUCGGUGGUUUGAUCUCUGUGAUCCGGAAAAACACUUCGAGUUCAUUGUCCCUCAGCGUGCGCGCUGGUGCCCGCCACUACGAAACGCGAUGCUUGCCGCCUCAGCCCGCCAUCUCACCCGUGUUCGUCAUUCGAAGUUAGGGCCAGAGAACGUCUAUUACCUAGACGGCCAGCCAGUUGCGGAUUUGACCGAAGAGACGGCUUUGCACUACCACAGCGAAUGUAUAAAAGAUCUGCUCAAGCGAAGCCUCGACGCCGAGCAAACUAGAGACGAGAACCUCUUGGCAGCAGCCAUAAUCCUCCGUUUCUACGAGGAGAUCGAUUCGCCUCUCCGCGCCGACGAAGAAAGAGACAGUGAACUUUUCCUUCGGGUCAUGAACGUCUUCAUUGACGCACAGAUUCCCUCGUUCCCUCUCGUUCCACACAGUUCACCCGUCAUCAACGGACCCAAGGUCGGCCCGAUUGCAAGAUACAGUGCUGUGCCAUCUCCCGGAGCUGUGCAUUCGCCUACUGUGCCCGCAGUCACAUCUCCGUCACAGAACUUGGGCGGUUCGGUUGAUGGCCAAUCAAGGUGGCGGGCGGAUGGUCUCUGUCAGGCCAGUUUCUGGGUGGCGUUCCGUCAAGAGAUAUACUCGGCCUUCUUGAAACAGCGGCCUUUCAACCACGAUCUCUCCCGGUGUGAAGCAUUUCGAUCUUUCUCACCGGCCGAGGACGCCGUGUGGGCUGACCGGCUGAUCAUUUUCUGCGCGGACGUCCUCGAGUUCUGCUACGGGAACAGUAACUCGAGCACGCGACUCGACACCAACCUCUCGACGACGGACAACUGGCUCUCACUUAAGCAGUACGAGGAAAUGUGGCCCGAGGUAUUGCCCGCCUCAUUCGAGCCCAUCUACUACCGUGACCCGGACAGGUCGAAGGGCGAGGUGUUCCCCGAGGUGUGCUAUCUGGCCGAUUGUCACGUCACCGGCGUGCAGCACGUGGAGCUGGCCAAGAUCCUGCUGGCCGUCUAUGACCCGACGAGACCGAAGCUCGGACCGGGCCACGUGGCCAGCAUGAAGGCGUUGAGCCAGGACCUGAGGACGAUUGUACUUCGUCUCUGCGGCAUCGCCAUGAGCAACCGCAAGACGCCGCCGGGGCUGGUGACGGCGCUGUUGGGCAUUGUGGUCUGCGGAGACCACUUCGAGGACAGAACGGAACAGGAUGCCCUGUUUGGGAUCCUGGAUGAGCUGGAGUUCACGCACGCUUGGCCCAUUGGGAACACGAGGAAACUGCUGAAGGACGCGUGGGGGAGGACCUGAGCCGCAAUGGACACCUCCCCUCUUGAUGAUCGAUGCGGUAUGUCUGCGGUGGUGCUUCCAAGGUUGACCACCUUCAUGUAUGCUAUGCCACCAAAAUUUCCAUCCUUCUGAGUUUGGC